AGAAAAUAACUGAAAAUUAGAAGGUGAAUAGUUUCAUCUCAACAAACUUCACAGUUCACAGUUCACACUUUCACAGUAGCAGCGAGUAAGAGAGAGAAAGAGCGAGGAGAGAGAAAAUGAGCGGAGCAGGGAAGACGGUGUGUGUCACCGGUGCAUCCGGUUACAUCGCUUCAUGGCUAGUUAAGCUUCUUCUUCAGCGCGGUUACUCUGUUCGAGCCACAGUUCGUGAUCCCAGAACUGCAAAUGGAAGUUUCUGCAAACCAUUGUCUAUUCGUGAAUAUAAUCCGAAGAAAGUUGAGCACUUACUUUCUCUAAAUGGAGCUAAGGAGCGACUUCACUUGUUUACUGCAAACCUGUUGCAGGAGGGAUCUUUUGAUGCUGCUGUAGAGGGUUGUGAUGGUGUUUUUCACACUGCUUCUCCUUUCUACCAUGAUGUUAAAGACCCAGAGGCUGAAUUGCUUGAUCCUGCUGUUAAGGGAACGCUUAAUGUUCUCAAUGCCUGUGCAAAAGUCCCAUCAAUAAAAAGGGUGGUGCUGACAUCUUCAAUGGCAGCGGUUGCUUACAAUAGCAGACCUCGAACUCCGGAGGUGGUGGUUGAUGAAACCUGGUUUACUGAUGCAAAUCUCUGCAGGGAAUCAAAGAUGUGGUAUAUGCUCUCUAAAACUUUGGCUGAAGAAGCAGCAUGGAAAAUUGUGAAAGAGAAGGGCAUUGAUAUGGUGACUAUCAAUCCGGCAAUGGUUAUUGGACCACUGUUGCAGCCAACACUCAACACAAGUGCUGCUGCAAUAGCGAAAUUAUUUGGUUCUGAAACUUAUAAAAACAUGACUCUUGGUUGGGUACAUGUUAAAGAUGUUGCCAUGGCACAUAUUCUGGCACUUGAAGUGUCUUCAGCUGAAGGAAGAUACUGCUUAGUCGAAAGCACUGCCCAUUAUGCAGAUAUUGUGAAGAUUUUGAAAGAGCUUUAUCCAAAUGCCAAACUACCUGAAAAGUGUGAAGAUGACAGUCCUUUGAAGCCAUUAUACCAAGUCUCGAAGAAGAAAACUCAGAGUUUGGGCAUCAACUAUAUUCCUCUCAAAACAAGCGUCAAGGAGACUGUUGAAAGCCUGAAGGAGAAGGGGUUUGUCAGCAUUUCAUCUCAUAAAGUCACUCAACAAAGUAGCAGCAAGCGAGAGGAGAGAGAGAGAAUGAGCGGAGCAGGGAAGAUGGUGUGUGUGACCGGAGCAUCCGGUUACAUAGCUUCAUGGCUGGUUAAGCUUCUUCUUCAACGGGGUUACUUUGUCAAUGCCACCGUUCGUGAUCUCAAUGAUCCUAAGAAAGUUGAGCAUUUACGUUCACUAGAUGGAGCUAAGGACCGACUUCACUUGUUUACAGCGAACCUGUUGGAGGAUGGAUCUUUUGAUGCUGCAUUAGAAGGGUGUGAAGGUGUUUUUCACACUGCUUCUCCCUUCUUUCUCAAUAUUAAAGAUCCAGAGGCUGAAUUGCUUGAUCCUGCUGUGAAAGGAACACUUAAUGUCCUCAAAUCCUGUGCAAAAUUCCCAUCAAUUAAAAGAGUAGUUCUAACAUCUUCAAUGGCCGCGGUUACACACAAUGGUAGACCUCUAACUCCAGAAGUGGUGGUUGAUGAAACCUGGUUUACUGACCCAAAUCUCGUUAGGGAAUCAAAGAUGUGGUACGUGCUCUCUAAGAUUUUAGCCGAGGAAGCUGCUUGGAAGUUUGUGAAAGAAAAGGGUAUUGAUAUGGUGACUAUUAAUCCUGCAGUGGUUAUCGGACCAUUGCUGCAGCCAACACUCAACACAAGCGCUGCUAUAAUAGUGAGCUUAUUUGAUGGUUCCGAGACAUUUAAUAACAUGACUUUUGGUUGGGUACAUGUUAAAGAUGUUGCCAUGGCACAUAUCCUGGCAUUUGAAGUCCCUUCAGCUAAAGGAAGGUAUUGUUUAGUCGAAAGUGUUGCACAUUAUGAUUCAGAUAUUGUUAAGGUGUUAAAAGAGCUUUAUCCAAAGGCGGUACUCUUUUCAAAGUGCAAAGAUGACAGUCCAUUGAAGCCUGUUUACCAGGUUUCAAAGGAGAAAACUCGAAGUUUGGGCAUCGAUUAUAUUCCUCUUAAAACAAGCCUUAAGGAGACUGUUGAAAGCCUGAAGGAGAAGGGGUUUAUCAGCAUUUAA
This is a messenger RNA of Chenopodium quinoa (quinoa), 2162 nucleotides long. RefSeq lists its product as uncharacterized. NCBI's taxonomy places the organism in Eukaryota, Viridiplantae, Streptophyta, Magnoliopsida, Caryophyllales, Amaranthaceae. Bases 117 to 2162 code for a protein of 681 amino acids. The transcript is spliced from 13 exons. Gene Ontology annotation, molecular function: oxidoreductase activity, acting on the CH-OH group of donors, NAD or NADP as acceptor. The record is from RefSeq and is a predicted model, not a curated record.